This is a messenger RNA of Lithohypha guttulata, 1863 nucleotides long. RefSeq lists its product as uncharacterized. The transcript is spliced from 2 exons. Lineage: Eukaryota; Fungi; Ascomycota; Eurotiomycetes; Chaetothyriales; Trichomeriaceae. Bases 1 to 1863 code for a protein of 620 amino acids. The record is from RefSeq and is a predicted model, not a curated record.
AUGCAGCAGGUAGACCCUCGAUCUGGGCAAGGUUUGGAUGGCACGUUCGAUGAACGUGGCCACAAGCCGUUGCCUUUAAGCCCUAUCGAUGGCAACGCACGACCUUCACUGCAAAGUGAUGUUGAAAGGACCUUCUUUGCUGAUGUUUCGCAGCCUGAGAGCUUCAACUAUAAUCCUUCGAUAGUAUCUUCUGGCAUUACGAGAAUAAGAGAGCAGGAUGAGCUGCGAUCAUUAGUUUCAGCGACUAUGUCAGGACCACAGGAGCUGUCACCAAAAGACAAGAAUUUCUGGAACAGAUAUUCAUCUUCAACGUCACAGUCUGCGCCGUCGUCUCCUAAAACAUUUACAACCUUUGCUGCAAAGAAUCCUUAUCGAGAUUCGAAUGAGCCACCGAUAACUUCCGCAGCGCACCCAGCACCAUUGACAUACCACAAAAAUGAGGUUUCUAGUACUGUGUGGCCUUUUCGGGCCUCCGACAAUACUAUGUCCCAAGAAGAUGCUAUCGAGGAGUCUUGUGACGCUCGUGCAUAUGGUUCAGCUCAAAGAGGUCGCAGCACACCGCAAAAACCUCACAUCUCGAUUGAAGACGGUCAGCGAGGGCGAAAGCCACUGACUCCACCAUCGAGUCCCUCCAGAUCACGGUUCAACAUACAGCGUCCUUCGUCCCCAAAGACACCUCGACCACGUUCAAGGUCCCCAGUAAAGAGGCUAGUGGGAAUGGUGAAGAGCAUGAGCACCAAUCAAAUACCUACUGAUCUUUCGCUUCCACCAACUACCACACCAUCGAGCACGAACAAGCGUCGUUGGAAGGAACUCGGUCAUAAGCUAAAGCAUGGAUUUUUGACUCCAGAUCUUGAGCAGCUAGAACAGGAAGAGUUGAUGGAGCAAUAUGCGACUGACAACAGGUUCGAUGCAGUCCGUAUCAUCACACCUCCAUCAACGCACGAGAGAAGUGCCUUUCCUGUUUCCAUCAAGAGUUCUGGGCAGAGCAAACUGUGGUCCGAGCUCGAAUACAUGCUGAUCGAAACUUGCAACAGCUUUCUGAAGGACGAAUUUGAUCAUAAUCGUCUCCAACGUCAUAGUGUGCUCCGAACCAAGCGUCAAUGGCAAGCUCGUAACAGACCACAAGUCAUCGAGUUUUACUACGAUCAGACCACGCAAUAUGAGCUUGUGAUCGCCAACUUAAGAACUGUCAAGCUCUACAGUGACUAUGCUCAAGAUGCUAUCAUCCUCAAUUCGGUCCUACACCAAUGGAAGAUACUCAUCCGAGAAUUGUCCGUGAAGACACUAUGCAUGCCAGACAGCAUAGUUCGACGGUGGCUGCACGAUGGCCGGAGAGUAUUGGAAUUGCUAGGCGCUCUCCCAAUCACAUUGACAAACAUGGACAAGCUCACUUCUUUGUGCAUGGCUGUCAUCGGAAGUGCAGAAAAGGAGCGCGCCAGGCGACGCGUUCGGGAGGAAGUUGGCAAUGCACAAGGAAAUCACAGACGCAGCGUCAGCGAUGGUAGUCAAACAACUCUGCUCAAACAUGAGGCGGCUUUACUGAACGGAGCAGACGGGCCACCGCCCUUGCCUGGCUCCAGCUCCGGUUCUUCUGGCACUACAUCAGACAGCCGGAAAGUCACACCACAGGAGCUCCAGAGACAUCUCGUCCAACACGCACAGCAACGAAAAGCUGCAGUUGCCCAGGGUCAAACACAAGGGCAAAUCUCGCAAGGACGAACAUCGCAUGAGGCAAAGCAAUUCAUCUUCACUCAAGGUAAUGGCAAUAGUUUCGGAUAUACGCGUGGCUACAAACAUGGUCAUGGCCACUCCAAAUCGCUUGAGCCAGGCGAGGAAAGAGCUCGGUUCAUGUACGAUUGA